AUGGCGGGAGUAGCCCAGCUGCACUACGAUGAGGAGGACUGUCUGGGCUUGGAGCUAUUUGCAGCGGAGUUAGAGCUCCUGCUGGCCACCAGGGAUCGCAGACCCGAUCAAACGCAGCUGCUGGAGCUGCUGCAGAAGUUGCAGACCUCCAUCAGCGGCGCAGAGCCAGCGGUUGUCAAGCGCUGUCAGAAGCGAUGUGAAGGCGCCCUAGCCGACGUGCUGCGCAAGGGCGCGUGUUCGGUGGUGCGGGGCCUCGCAUGCAGCUGCAUGAGCAGGCUGUUUGCCGCCGGUGACACGCUGCCGCUCUAUGGCCGCGUCAACGCGCUUCUGGGAGAGCUGCAGGAGAAGGAGAAGGCGGGCGGGGAGGCCCAGCGCCUGGCAUCGAUGGAGCUCCUUGCGGCGCUGUUCUCCGCGCACGGGCGGCGCCUCGGCAGCAGCGGCGCUGAGGCGAUGGGCAUAGCGUCCAGGACCGCCGGCAAGGGCGCCACGCCCGCGCUGCGAACCGCGGGGCUGCGGCUUGCAGUGGCGGUGGUGGACGGGCUGAACCCCCUGGAUCGCAACGCGGCGACCGUGCAUGCAGAGGGCUGGAGGCUGUUUGACCGGUGCAUCAAGGACAAGGCGUCCGACGAGGGCCGCGCCCUGGGGGCGGCGAUGCUGGCGUCGCUGGCGCGCGCGGGCGGCGGCGCGCUGUGGGCGGCGGGCGGCACGGGGUGGGAGGAGGGCUGCAGGGCGUGCGCGGCGGCGCUGGAGGACGGCAGCGAGGCGGUGCGCGAGGCGGCUGCGCUGGCGCUGGCGGAGCUGGCCGCCUGCCCCCGCAGCCCCGAUCUGGGGCUGACGGCCGCCCUGGAAGCUGAGAAGAAGCCGGCAAAGAGGCAGCAGCUGGAAAAGGUCGCGGCGGGCGCGUUCAAGGCGGCGCUGGUGGUGCCGUUUGUGGAGGCGGCGGUGCGCGGCAGGAAGGAUGCGUGCGUCGCGCUGGCGGGCGCGUGGGUGUCGUACGCGCUGGGCCUACUGGGGCGCGGCAAGCUGGACGCAGAUGGGCUCGUCGACCUGGGGGUGACGGCGGUGGCCAUGCUGGAGCCAGCCAGCAAGGCGGCCGCCGCGGCGGACGCGGCGGCGGCGGCGGCGGCCAAGGGGGCGGCCGCGCAGGAGCCGGAGCUUGGGGCGUGCCUGGCGGAGGGGGAGAUGCCCCAUGCGCAGGCGUGCGUGGUGUAUAUCUUGAGGGUCGCCAUCAUACGCCAGCUGCCGGAGCAGGGCCAGCGGAAGCUGCUGGACCGGCUGGCGGGCGCGGCGGCUGGCGGCAUCGCCCCGCCGCUGGUCACUGCGGCGCUGGAGGGCAUGGGGGCGCUGGUGGAGGUGCUCGGGGAGGUGCCCCUGGACGCGGCCGCGGCAGUCGAGCAGGCGCGCCUCUUUGUGGUCAGCAGCAAGAUCACCUCCCCCUCCAGCUCAGUCCGCCACCAGGCCACCUCCGUGCUCGCCGCCCUCGCCCUGGCCGCACCCCCCCUGAUGGCGAAGCUGCUGGGCAGCUACCUGGAGGCCGUGGAGGCGGGCGCGCAGACACUGCAGAUGCUGGCGGCGCCUUACAGCAAGCCAGGGGUCGUGGGCAGCAGCAAGCUGGGCCCAGGCACGCCGCGCGCGGCGCCAGACAGCCAAAGCCGCCACGCAGUCGACGCGCUGCACGGCUACGCGCUCGCGGUCGGCGCGCUGCUGGUCGCCAGCGCCCGCAGCGCGCUCGGGGUGCCCAGCAGGCUGCCGCGGACGGCGUUCUGGGUGGCUAAGCGGAUGAUCUUGCAGGUGAGCUGGCGGCGGUGGCGGGCGCGCCUGCUGCGGCUGUCGGACACCAUUGCUUCCAACCCUGCGCGUCCCCUGGCACCUCUGCCCUCUGCUGACGCGGGCGCACGGCUGCGCGUUGCUGUCGGCCGCGGUCCCUACUGCAGCGCGCACUGGGCUGCCGCUGCCGAGCGCGAUGCCGGCUACCUGCUGCUCGGCGCCCUCUGCGCCGGCGGCGCCAGCGCAGACAUCCUCGUGGGCCUGUCAGAGGCGUCCCGCAAGCGCGGCGCGGGCGGGGACGCGCUGUCGCUGUUUGCGGUGGCGCUGGGGCCGGGCGCGAGGGGCGCCGUGGACGAGAAGAGCUACGCGGGCCGCCCCUGCGCGGAGGCCGAGUUUGCGGUGGCGCUGUGGUGGCGCGCGAGCGCGCUGCAGGCGCUCAGUGCGUACGCCCUGGGUGUGAUCGCCAAGGGGCUCGUGCCAGACCCCCAGGCUCAGAUCCGCGCUAUUGCGCAGAUGGUGGCCCCACUCCUGGACGCCCUGAUCUCCCAGCCCGCCCUCAUGGACCCCGCCCGUGCCCUCCUGUCUUUCGCCGCCGACCGCAACGGUGCCCCCACCGCGCCCCCCUCCCCGGACGCGGCCCCCGGGGGCGGCCUGGCCUCGCACCCGCACGUCGCGGCGGCGGCAGCCACCCUGCAGCUGCGCCUGCUGGAGGCGUUCUUCUACAUGCCAGGGGCGCAGCUCUUUGCGCCGUGCCACGGGGCGCUGCUGAAGAUCUGCUGCCGCCAGCUGCAGGGCGUCGGCGGCGCCAGGGUGUCACCAGGCGCGGCGGCGGCGGUGGCGGCGACGAGCCUGCGGCACAUGCUAUGUGGGCAGGACGCCAUUUUGGGCCCUUGGCUCCCGGGCAGGGAGCUUCUGGAGGACGAGCUGAGGGCCUUCGCGGGUGAGCGCGGCGGCCCCCAGCAGCACCCAUGGGAGGCCGGCCUGGCGUUCACCGCAGGAUUCCUGGGCCACACAGACACGCUGCUCGCGGGAUCACGGGGCGACGACGACGCGCUCGCGCUCCUCGCACCCGCGCCAGCACCUGAGCAGCAGCAGCAGCAGCAGCAGCAGCAGCAGCAGCAGCAGCAGCAGCAGCAGCAGGGCGCGGAAGCCAACGGGACUGUUGCGCACGAGGGCCCGGCGCCGCCGGACGCGCCCUGGCUCGCCGGCGGCGGCGGCGGCGUGUUUGACGGCGGCGCCCCCGACGGCGGCGAGGGCGUGCAGCUGCGGCGCGCGCAGGCCGACGGCGUGCGCGUGCACCGGCGGUUCUUCCCCUACCCCCAGCCCUACGGCCUGGGCCCGGCGCUGCUGGAGGUGCAGCUGUGGCUGCUGGGGAAGCUGCUCGCGUUUGUCCCCGUCAGCGCCCAAGUCCAAGUCCUCCAGAUCCUGGCCACCGCGGCCUCCCCCAAGUCCCACCCCCUCUCGCGCAAGGACCCCGCGGCCGCCCGCCAGCGCGCCGCCUGCUGCGAGGCCGCGCUCGUCGCCACGCUGGCUGGCCUCGCGCCCAUCGCCAAGCGCGCGGCGCGCAGCAGCAGCAGCGGCGGCAGUGGCGGCGGCGACGGCGGCUUGGAAAAGGUGGCGGAAGCUGCCCUGGCGCUGGCAGAGGCCCUGUUGGAGGACCAGGACGCCUCAAACCCCGCGCUGCGCCGCGGCGGCGCCGAGGUCGUGGCCGCGGCCUGCUGCAUCGGGAGCGACGCGUUCGCGCUGCAGCAGGUGCACGCAAUGUGCGCGCAGCUCGCGGCCUCCCUUACCGACGAGGCGCCGCCGCCCGGCAGCGCUUACACCAGGGACGCCCUCUGCCUGUCCCUCGGCUGCGUGCACCGCGCCAAGGGCGGCCUCGCCCUGCGCUCGUCAGUGGGCGUCACGGUGGAGCACCUGGUCUCAGUCGCCUCGCGCCCCGCCGGCGGCGCGCCGCUGUGGGCGCUGCAGGGGCUGCUGUGCGUCGCGGGCGCGGCGGGGCCCGCGUACGGGCCGCACGUCAAGCGGACGCUGCAGCUCGCGGAGGAGUUGCUGGUGUCGUCCGUGGGCGACGCCCCGCUGAUGCGCGUCGCGGCCGCGCGCACCGCCAACGCAAUGGUGGCAGUGCUGGGCCCCGAGUUCCGCCUGGGGUCGGCCUCCUACCAGCGCAUCAAGUGCCUCGUCACAGACACCAAGCCCGCGCCCCACGACGACACCGUGGUGGCAGCCGCCGCGGCGGGCGGCGGCGGCGGCGGGCUCGCGCGUGGCGAGGCGACGUGGGCGGCGCUGGAGCAG
Monoraphidium neglectum is the source of this 4059-nucleotide messenger RNA. RefSeq lists its product as hypothetical. Lineage: Eukaryota; Viridiplantae; Chlorophyta; Chlorophyceae; Sphaeropleales; Selenastraceae. The record is from RefSeq and is a predicted model, not a curated record. Gene Ontology annotation, biological process: carbohydrate metabolic process. The transcript has 21 exons. The annotation marks the transcript as partial.